Messenger RNA from Aspergillus heteromorphus CBS 117.55, 801 nucleotides. Its product is annotated as 6-phosphogluconolactonase. Bases 1 to 801 code for a protein of 266 amino acids. The transcript has a single exon. NCBI's taxonomy places the organism in Eukaryota, Fungi, Ascomycota, Eurotiomycetes, Eurotiales, Aspergillaceae. Gene Ontology annotation, biological process: carbohydrate metabolic process; pentose-phosphate shunt. The record is from RefSeq and is a predicted model, not a curated record. Gene Ontology annotation, molecular function: 6-phosphogluconolactonase activity.
AUGGCCGGAUCAGCCCCCAAUCUUUUCAGCUUCGCCAGCACAGACGCCUUGACCCAGCAACUGAGGCCCUACGUCCUGCGGAGUCAGAACUCGGCGCUUGCCCGUCACAGCUCCUUCAGAAUUGCGGUUUCUGGGGGCUCCCUCCCCAAGGUUCUGGCCCAAGCACUCCUCGCCCCCGGUGACGGAUCGGAGGAGGAUACUGCUCAAUUCGCCAAGUGGGAAAUCUUCUUUGCCGAUGAACGCGCUGUGCCCCUCGACCACGAAGACAGCAACUACCGUCUGCUGAAGGAAGAGCUCCUGAACAAGAUCCCGUCGGAGCUGGGCGCCCCGACCGUGCACACGAUUGAUGCCAGCCAUGUCAACGACGACGAUCCCCAGGAGCUUGCGGAUCUGUACCAGGAAACACUGAUGCGCUCGUUCGCCGCCAAGGAUAGCGUCAAGCUACCUGUUUUCGAUCUCAUCCUCUUGGGUUGCGGUCCCGAUGGCCAUACCUGCAGUCUCUUCCCUGGACACGAACUGCUGCGCGAAAAGGAUGCCUGGGUGGCGGCUAUCAGCGACUCGCCCAAGCCGCCUCCGAAGCGCAUUACUCUGACCCUGCCCGUCGUCACGCAUGCCCUCAGCAUCGCCUUCAUUGCGACUGGUGGCGGAAAGAAGGACAUUAUGAAACAGAUCUUUGACGCCGAAGAGGGGAGAAGCCUGCCCUCGUCUCUCGUCAACCAGGGCGCCGGAGACAAGGUGAGCUGGUUCACCGACAAUGCGGCAGUGGAGGGGGUUGCUUUCCCCAGACGUGGCAGCCUGUAA